Molecule: messenger RNA, 1437 nt
Organism: Danaus chrysippus (African queen)
Lineage: Eukaryota; Metazoa; Arthropoda; Insecta; Lepidoptera; Nymphalidae
Source: the annotation of a GenBank genome assembly
AUGCGGUUCACAUUUGACAAUUUCGUGUCCAAGUCGAUAAGGAAGUCUCUCGGGAUGUUCAAUUUAUAUCAGCAUAUGAAGCCUGGGGAGGCCAAGGAACAGAAGGAAGCGGAAACGACCGGACAUGACAGGUUUUACCAGGAGCGUUCAAGAUCCAGUUACAGGAAAAAGAAGAAACGAGCGUGUCGUAGAGCACAGUCUGCAGCUGAGUUUGAUCCGGCGUCAGUGGCUGCUGCGAAUAAGAGAGAUGCGUUCAGACUACGCUCUGUGUCUACCGAUAAAGAAGAAAGUGAAGAGGAAAUAUCCGAGCGUGCCCCGUUAGUUGCCCAGAAGAUAGAUUUCUUAGCAAAAUUUCUCUUCAACAAAUCAUUGAUGGGAUCUGGCUCAGGAAAAUCAUCACCUUCGGAAGCCACAUCUUCACCAAGAGUACCUGAGCGAUCAAUGGAGAGUUCCGUAGCUUUGGCGAUAUGCAAUGAAUAUUUAGCACACACUCCGAGAUACAGUAUGAUGUCGCCGCUGGGUCAGAUCGGCUCUCGUCCUAACAAGCAUUGGUUCGCCAUACAUGAUAACUCCAUCAAGACUGAACGACUGCUCAUUCUUAUGCCGUUGUCUAGUAGGUGUUCUAUAGAGCCCAGUGAUCGUUCUCGUGAGCUCAUGAAGGAGUUGUUCCGAGCCCUCCAUCACCCCUACAUCUGCCCGGUACUAGACUUGGAGAUGUGCAGCGGACACGCCAUCGCCGUACUACCAUACAACUCAAGAGGCAGCCUCAAGGACGUCAUCUAUAAAAGUACGUGGAGUGAUGAGUACAGUCGUAAGUACAAUUCGUCGGGGGCCGGUCUGCCGCCGACACAAGUGGCUCGUUUCGGGAGACAGAUCUUGGAAGGGUUAGUGUUCCUCAAGGAGAAAGGGUUCCCGCCCUUCAGACAUCUACACACUGGAAACGUUGUGGUGCAAAAUGGUGUAGCACGUAUAUGCGGUAUAGAGAACACAUUGAUCGGCGCGCCCCCCCGGCCGGCUGUUCGUUCCCUGCCCCUGGAGCACGUGGAGUCCCUCGCCCUGGGUCACGUGAUGUUUGAGAUGUGCGCCGCUGACACUGACCUAACACUGAUAACUGACCUGCCGGCUGUUUACUCACAGGUCGUGGACAUCAUAGAGCUCAUCUUCAGCGCUCGUCCCCCGAGCCUGCACGAGCUGCUGCUGUGUGAACUGUUCCGGAAGAUAGACCUCCGGGAAAUGAAGGGAUCGUGUUUACCUAACUUCAGUCAGCGUCUAUCCCACUCGUGCCUCUCCCUCCUGAGCGAGGUGUCUCGUCGUCAGAGUGUUGGCGCGUCUUGUUCAUCUCCUGGCUCCACUCGUGGUGUGUCACCCGCCACGCCACCCUCUCGGAGGAGGUACCUCUUUCUAGAUCAGGACUACACCGAAGAAUGGCAACACUGA